ACCACCGCCACCGCCCCAGGGUGUUUGUCCUGAGCGCUGGGAGCAGACGAGGAGACACUGUCGUGAAGCCUGGGCUGACCGAGGGGGGAGAAGCCAACCGGCGAGGCUCCGACUGGGACAAAAGGAUAGCAGAACAAGGGCGGACAGGACAGGACAGGGGGAAGGAAGAAGGAGCGGACGCAGGAGGAGUGCUGACAUUUAGCAGAAGAUGGGCACGUACACAGUGACUCUGAAUGGCCCCGCUCCAUGGGGCUUCAGACUACAGGGAGGAAAAGACUUCAACAUGCCACUAACCAUCUCCAGGAUAACUCCUGCCAGCAAGGCAGCGGGUGGCAGCCUGGCCCAGGGCGACAUCAUCACAGCCAUUGAUGGAGUCAGCACCGAGGGGCUGACACACCUGGAGGCCCAGAACAAGAUCAAGUCCGCCACAAACAGACUGUCACUCACAAUGCAGAAAUCAAGACGUCCGGCUCCGGUCCCCACGGCAACUCCAAGAGUGGACUCCCCCAUGCCUGUCAUCCCACAUCAGAAGGUUAUCGCAAACACAGCUGCAAAUGUGGAGUACGCUCCCAGCUUCAACCCCAUCGCUUUGAAAGACUCCGCCCUGUCCACCCACAAGCCCAUUGAAGUGAGGGGUCCCGGAGGAAAGGCCACCAUCGUUCACGCUCAGUACAACACGCCCAUCAGCAUGUACUCACAGGACGCCAUCAUGGACGCAAUAGCAGGACAGUCGCAGGCCAAAGGACACGACAGUGAGGAGGCCGGCUCUCCCCUGGCUGGGGUUCUGCCCGUUAAGGAGCCGGUGGUGGACUGUGCGUCACCCGUAUAUCAAGCGGUCAUCAGGCCUGGAGACACGACCCAGGACAUGUCUGAGUGGGCUCGGCGUGCUGCCAACCUGCAGUCUAAAAGCUUCAGGAUCCUGGCCCACAUCACUGGCACCGAAUACCUGCAAGAUCCUGAUGAGGAAGCUCUGCAGAAGGCGAGAGAAAGGUUCGAGUCUGAAGUCAAAGGGCCUCGCUUUGCCAAGCUGAAGAACUGGCACCACGGAUUGUCUGCACAGAUCCUCAAUGUCCAGGAGUAAAGAGGAGCAAAGCAGGGAGGAGACGGACAAAAGCAAGAAAGGACAUGUAAACAUGGGCGAAACCUUCAGAGUUGAUAAAAAUGGAGUGAAAGAGGAGGAAGCUCCUCGGGAAUGUGAGAUCUGCAGCUUAGAUUAGUGGAAUGUGAAGUAGCACAUGUUAGCGUGUGAAUGCUUUUAUGUUUAUAUGCUUAAGUGUCAAAUAUAUCUGUCUGCUGCUAAAACCUUAUCUCACAUUUGGGUUUUUUUCUUUUUUUUUUUUUCCUGAUAAUUUGCGUUCUCCAUCUCUGAAGAAUGAAGUGUUGUGCAAACAGAGCAGCAUAGAAGAGAAAAUGCAGAAAUCACAAAAACAUUUUGUGUCCCAGAAGAGAAACUGCAUUCAGAAACGUCCGAGUUUCAACCUGUUUGCCUGAUGUGAGAGUAGGACAGCGAUGUUCAGAGAGAUUUAUCUUCAUACACAGAUACAGUAUGUAAAAAAAUGCACUCUAAAAUGUACUGAUGUCAAUGUGAAUAAAUGUUUUCUUAAAUCUA
Messenger RNA from Oryzias melastigma (Indian medaka), 1609 nucleotides. RefSeq names its product LIM domain binding 3b (gene ldb3b). Gene Ontology annotation, molecular function: actin binding; muscle alpha-actinin binding. Gene Ontology annotation, cellular component: filamentous actin; adherens junction; Z disc. Bases 209 to 1081 code for a protein of 290 amino acids. Lineage: Eukaryota; Metazoa; Chordata; Actinopteri; Beloniformes; Adrianichthyidae. Gene Ontology annotation, biological process: actin cytoskeleton organization; muscle structure development; heart development. The transcript is spliced from 9 exons. The record is from RefSeq and is a predicted model, not a curated record.